Molecule: messenger RNA, 4755 nt
Organism: Eriocheir sinensis (Chinese mitten crab)
Lineage: Eukaryota; Metazoa; Arthropoda; Malacostraca; Decapoda; Varunidae
Product: forkhead box protein D1-like
Exons: 1
Coding region: 1293-3173 (626 amino acids)
Biological process (GO): cell differentiation; anatomical structure morphogenesis; regulation of transcription by RNA polymerase II
Molecular function (GO): RNA polymerase II cis-regulatory region sequence-specific DNA binding; DNA-binding transcription factor activity, RNA polymerase II-specific
Source: RefSeq, a predicted model, not a curated record
AUUCUUUUAUUUUAUUUUAUGAUGGUGGUGGUGGUGGUGGUGGUGAGUGUGUGGUGUGGAGUGAUGUGGUGGUGUGGUGAUUUAGUGUAUAUUGAAUGGUAGGAUUGAUAAGAAUGUUGGGUUUGCGGGUGGCGAUGGUGGUGGUGGUCAUGGUUUUAGUAAUGGUGAUAAUGGUGUAGCUGCACUGCUGUGGUGUGGUGUGGUGUUGGUGUCACAGGGCACUGGUGUGAUGAAGGUGAGGUGAGGUGUGUCCUGGUGGUGAUGGUGGUGGUGCUGUGUGGUGUGGUGUGUCGCAUGGUGAUGAUGGUGUUGUGGUUAUGCUGUGUUGUGGCGGAGGCGGUGUGUUGCGUGCAACGGCCCUAGAAAAUGGUGGAGGCUGGAAGGUAAUGGUCGUGGUGAUAACGUCUUCGUCACCGCCGUCGUCACCGCCGUCGUCGCCGUCGUCGUCGUCGUCGGCGGCGGCGGCGGCGGGCGGCACGUGCAUGACUGGCCGUGGCGGCACGGUCCCCGCGAGGCUGGCGGCGCCGCGGCAGGUGCUGCCACCCCCCGCCGCUCAGUGCCACGAGCGUCGGUUACCUGCGUGCCAUUAUUAUGAAGGUUUUUCUUGUCGUCCGGCGGGCUCCGAAGAGGGCGUGAAGGGCGCGGCGCCUCCUCCCCGGCAGCGGGCGUGGGCGGGCUGCGAAGUGGUCCUCGGAAGGGCCGCCCGUGACCGCAGGAACAGGGCAGAUGAUCCGCGGCCGCCGCCGCCGGGAGCCUGUGGUCAUUGCAUAGGAAUCCGCCCCGCCCACCGGCCGCGGCGCCGCCCACCCCGAGGCCGCCCCGCGCCCCCGCUGCCGUUCAUUGGCCGGGCGGACGAGGCUCCGCCCAGUGGGCGCACGAGAGCAGCAGGCGGACGUAUUGAUUGGAUAGUUAUGAUAGUGAAGGCAUGUGUAGCGCAGAUUGUACAUCUAACGUGGCGCUCAACUCAAACUUUGGCGACAAGAAUGAAAAUGUGUGUGUACCGGGCACCGGCGCCAGUUGGUAGACAAAGUGCGAUAAAACCAUUAAGAUAAUAGGCAGGCGGGCAGUGAGCUCUUGGCCCCCGCAUGGGACGGACCCCGGCCGCCUGCUGCUGCGCUGCUCUCCUCCUUCAGUUAGUGACUGCCGAGGCCGCCGGUGAGUGCCGCCGCUGCCCGGGCACCGCGGCACUCAGGAAGCAGUGGCGAGUUGUGGCGGUGGUGGUGGUGAUAGCGGCGGCGGCGUGCGCGAAGCCCCAUGCCCGGCGUGGCCUGAGUGUCGUGCCCUCCUGAACCAUGGCCAGUGACUCUGACCUGGGCGGCGGGCCGCUGGGGGGCAGUGCCGCUGGCCUCGAAGGCUCGCUGGGCCCCCCGACGCUGUACCCGCGCGGUCUGUACGACCCGCACCGUCUCUACGACCCGAGGCCACACCUCGACCAGUCUGACACCAAGUUCCUUACCGACCGCCUCUUCUUCGACAAGCCCGUGAUGGAGCGGCCCCUUGAGCGCCCCGCCGCCGACCGCUACCUGGCGGAGCGACCCUACCCAGACCGCCACUACUUGGACCGAUCCUUCCUGGAGCGGCUGGGCCUCGACCGCCAGGCUCCCCAGGAGAGGCCGUGCCCUCAGGACAUGCGGGACGCCGGCCCGCUGGACCGCUCGGUCCUGGAGCGUUCCUUGCUGGAGAGGUCAGCGCUGGAGCGCCAGGUACAGGAGCGGGCCCAGGCGGCCCGGGUAUUGUUUGACCGCCAGGUUCAGCAGCAGCAGGCCCAGCUGGCCAUCCUGGCGGACCACCAGACGCCGUCGCCGCCCCCGCUGUCCCUGGACCACUGCCGGGAGGAGGGGCGCCUCGGCGGCCCUUCCGACGACUCCUCGGACCAGGCCAUGGCGGUGGACGACGCCGCGGGGCCGCAGCACCAGCAGGAGAAUGACGCAGACGAGAUGCCGUGCGAAGGGGCCGGGCGAAGUGAGCGAGGAGGGGAGGAAAGCCCGCCCUUAGGAGAGCGGGAGGUGCCCUUAGGGCCUCCAGAAGACUCCAGCCACAUGGGGGACGUGGGCGGCUCCCCGCUGCCGUCGCCGCCGCUGGAGGGCCGCGAGAAGGGCGGGGAGGGCGGGGAGGAGGACAAGGAGGGGGACAAGCAGGGCGGGUUGGUCAAGCCGCCGUAUUCGUACAUCGCUCUCAUCACGAUGGCCAUCCUGCAGGCGCCGAAGAAGCGCGUGACGCUGAGCGAGAUCUGCGAGUUCAUCAUCAACAGGUUCCCUUACUACAAGGCCAAGUUCCCCGCCUGGCAGAACUCCAUCCGCCACAACCUGUCCCUCAACGACUGCUUCGUCAAGGUGCCGCGCGAGCCUGGCAACCCCGGCAAGGGCAACUACUGGACGCUCGACCCCGGCGCCAUCGACAUGUUCGACAACGGCUCCUUCCUCCGCCGCCGCAAGCGGUACAAGCGGCAGCCGGCACCAGAUUUCCUGAACGACCCGCACGUGUUUUCGUUGUUCACCUCCGGCAUGCUGGACCCCUUCCAGCAGCAGCAGCUGCAGCAGGCGGCGGCGCUUCUGGGCGGCCACCAUCCACUGCUGAAUCGACCCCCGCUGCCCCACACACUGCUGCCGCCGCCCCCGUACCUGCCCCACCUGGGGGGGCUGCCACUGGGCUUGCCGCACCUGGAGCUGGCCCGCCAGGUACGCCCGAUGUUACCUUUACAAGGCGGCAACGCGCCCCUGCUCCACCCAACCCCUGUCAAGCCCCUGGCGGUGCCGGCGGGCCUCGCCCACCCCGGCCUGCAGGGGCCCCUCAAGUCCCCGUGCGGCCCCCAGCUACAGCCGCCGUCGUCGCCGCCGUCACCGUCGGGCCACACGCAGCCCAUGAUGCCCCGCACACACAAGCCCUUCACCAUUGACUCGCUCAUCGGCCGCGACGACGGCAAGAUGGGGGGCAUGGACGGGGGCGGCGAGUCCCCCCGCUCCCUCAGCCCGCCCCUUUCCUCGCCGCAGGGGCUCCCCGCCCUGCCGCCCUCGCCCCUUCACGCCCUCAGUCGAGUCCCUGUCUCCUUCCAGUCUUCCGUCAGCUCGGCCUCGUCGGCGGCGACACUCUCCGGCUACACCAGCGUGGGCCUCGGGGACGCCGACCACCGGCCCUUCCUGCACGCCGCCCUCCUGCACUCCAUGGCGCAGUGAGCCGCCCUUCGCCGCACGUCGCCGAAACACGCCUCGCCGCCUCCCCACGCCCGUCACCGUCACGCCCCGGCUCGUCCCACAGCCGGCUGGGCUCCCACACCACCUCUCAACCCUCCCCGCCCCGCCCCGCCCCGUCCCGCUCCUCAUUCUCCGCUCUGUCGCCCCGAGUCUUCAGCAGCACAAGCAUCACAUCGCUCAGGACAGUAACGCGUCAGGCAGUGUGGGGAGGGAGGCCCCCGACCCCCGGCCCAUCUGCUGUUCCGCCCCGCUUCCCAUCGACACCCGCCCCUUACUACCAACCCCCUGCCGCCCCCCACCCCGCCCCCCUCGCACUGUGACGACCAAAGUACAGACUCUAGGCCACCGACGCAGUUGGCUGACUUCACUGUAAUUUACAUGUUUACUUUGUACAAAUCAUGUUUCAUAUAGCUGAGGGCCUCCGGACCACUUUGAUAAAUGUAGAGUGUAAUUAAUAGUAUUGAUAUUAUUUAUUGGUAGGCGUUAAGAGCUUGGUACCGAGGGAGCUCCUGGGAAGAGUGGAGUGCGUGUAUAUACGUGUUUGUUGUGUGUGUGUGUGUGUGUGUGUGUGUGUCAGUGUAUUCCUCGGCGGCGGCACAGCCUCGGCCCGCCCCGCAGCACAGCACAAAGGACGCCUCGCCGCUACGGCCGCCCGAAAGACACUCGUUCCUGCGGGGGCGGCGCCGAGGCAAGACAGUUCCCGCCGCCGAGACUCAGACUCGCAUGACUGUGCCGAGGACGGGAUGAGCUGCUGCUGUACAUUCCACGGAGCUCUGGGGGGAGGACCCGACGCACACACACACACACACACACACCACACACACACACACACACACACACACACACACAUAUUAUCAACUUCGUUUUGUCAUCAGAAUUGUAAUGAAAUUGUUAUUGAUAGUAAUGCGGAUUGUAAUGACGAUAAUAAUGUAAUGAUAAUAAUAAUGAUAGUAAUAAUAAUAGUAAUGAUGAUGACGGAGGCUGUUGUUGCUAUUAUCAUUAUUAUUAUUGUUAUUGUUAUUAUUAUUAUUGUUUUUGUUGUUCUUGUAUUUUGUUUAUAUUUCUACUGUUUUCAUCCUCAGUGCCAUUCUAAAAAAAAAAAAAAAGAACAGUGAGAGGAACAUUAAUUAAAAGCAACACCAACAAAACAACAACAACAACAACAACAACAACAACAACAACACACGGACAUCAUAGCCAACACAAAAACAAAACUUUCGCCGCUAAACACACACACACACACACACACACACACACACACACACACACACACACACACACUGAACAACAACAACAACAACAACAACAACAGAAUUACUAAGAACUCACUUAAUUUUCGUCCUUUCAUUCGUAUAAUAUGUAAAAAAAAAAAAAUGUCAUUCAUGUAUAUAAAUAACUAUACUCAAACAUACAUGACUCCGUGUGUGUGUGUGUGUGUGUGUGUGUGUGUGUGUGUGCGUGUGUGUGUGCGUGUGUGUGCUCCUCCUCUUCCCCUCUUCGUCACCUCCGCGAUGUUUCGAUGCCAAAGACUCUCCUGGUUCUACUCCUUGUCAAUAAAGGCGAA